This is a messenger RNA of Triticum urartu, 4416 nucleotides long. NCBI's taxonomy places the organism in Eukaryota, Viridiplantae, Streptophyta, Magnoliopsida, Poales, Poaceae. The record is from RefSeq and is a predicted model, not a curated record.
CGCAACUCAGGUUCAGUCCAUUGCAUCCCGUGGUUGCAAUCCAGCUCAUCACUAUACCGCCCAGAUUUGAUCCCUCCAAUCCUCCUCGACACGGCUAUGGUGCCAACGAUUGUGCCUCCUUGAAGUUCUCCAGUGAUCCACCAACAAUACCACGUCCCACGUUCAUCAUUGCUACCACAAUGCCAUCAUCGACGAGUUUGUAAAAUACUUUCACUCUGAGAUCAAAUUUACUAAUUUUGCCUCUAGAGAGGACGAGAGAGGAGAGCAGACCAUUCACCCCACCACCGGUCCAUGUCCAUCCCUGGCCGCCCGCUCCCACCGUGAUCCAGCAACGGUCGUUGCCGAUGCACCACUCCCGGCUCCUCUCUCAUCUCUUCUUCCCCCACCCCAUGCCCCAUUCUCUUGCUCGAGCUCCUCGCCGAUUUUACCGAUCGUUGGCCUCUGAUCUAGGGUUCGCUGCUGCCGGUCGCCAUUCACCUGUGUGCCUCAGGAGGAAACGGCUCCCUGGACCUUAUCCUUCUUCACAUUCUACCUCUACAGAUCAGGAACGCCUCGAUGGCCGUCUCUUCCGUUUCUCCUUUCUCUCCCUCCUUGCAAUACACCGGCCAUGAUUCAGGGAUGGAGAAGGGAGGGGGGUAGAGCCACCAUAUCAAGAGGUAGAGUGAAGGAGCCACGCUUGAGAACUUGGCGUGAGUUACUUUGGUUCAGCGGCUACCAAUGUUCCUUUUUUACUUCAGAGUUCUAAAAUCAUGUUGCCUUUCAAGAAUAAGAUGGAGAAAGGUCCAAACAAUCUUUCAAGAUUUGUCACACUUGAUGGAAACUGGAAGCAUCACUCUCCUUGGCUGAAAUCACAGUGGUCAAAUUAUAGAUCACAAGCUGUAGACGAAUUGUUUCUUCUGAUUUCCCAAUCUUCAGAUUGAACUGACCAAUCCAUGUGAUUGAGGAAUCCUUGUGGAGAAAAAGAAUUCAAGGAAAUCCGCAGCUCCGAAUACAGAGGUGAGAAAUCGAAUCAAUCGAGCAGCGCUCUGGUGAUCUAUUCAUCUACAUGUUCUGAUCUGCAUGUAUUCCCUGUUUUUCCUCUGCUGGUUCAGCUUUGUUAAACUUAUAGCAGAUAUAAAAUACCUGUAUAUAUAUGCUUAGAACAAGCAAAAUUAGCACUCUCUAUCUUGAGUUGUCAGUUUGAUUUACAUACACAUGUCACUAGACUAUGCAUCAUCAAGCAGAAUGUUUAUGUGUGUUGCCAGUAACAAAUUGUAUCAAAUCUUGUGUUAAAACAAUACUAUCAAAUUAACUUUCCAACCAGGAUUUCAAGAAAAAAAAAUUGUGCUGGAGCAAGAAAGGGAACAUGGUAAGGAGUGUGCCUACAAGAGUUUCUCUGUUCUCUUCUUAUUGGUUGCCAUAUGCAGCUUGCGGGUCUCAACUUAAUAAAUACAUCAACCGCGUACCGAAGGAAAAACUCAUUACAUGAAUUCUGAGUAGGUAUUUUCAGUCUUUCGCAAUGUAGUUUGUUUAUUUUUCUCUGCACCAUGAUGUGCUGAUAAAAUUUGGAUAAUCAAUCCAAUUUCCAGUGAUGAUGCCCUAGCUGAUCAUGCUUCUUUACCACAAUCAUUUUCCUGACAGUAGUUGUGCAUGCAGUACAUGUUUUCAGUUGAGCGAACCCUCUUUUAGUUAGAGAUCAAAAUUCAAGCCUGACAUGGCAUAUGAAUGCUCCCAGUUUAGCAAAAGCCGUGAUCUUUCCAACUUUGAGAGUUGAAGGAAAUCUCCGGAUAAAAAAUUGAAGAAUUCAUAUAGCACAGUACAGGGUGAGCAUCCACAUGACAGUUCUAAAGUUGUUUUUACCAUAUGGAAGUUCAUAAGUUAUGAUAAGAAUAAAAAUGCAAAGUUUCAAAAACUUAUGUUUCCAGCAUGAUGGCUCCCCUGUUUCUAUGGUAAUCUUUUUCAAAUAUUCUGAUCAUGGUCCUCUAAGCAUUCCUGGUUUGUCACUUGAGCCUGAACCGUGGGUCGCAGAUCCAACGGACAUUGAUGAAAUCCAUAGAAAAAAGCCUAGCUAACUCUUCAUAACAAAUGGACUGAGUUAGUGCGCGCACUCACCGGCCGGUGCUUCUCAGUUUUUUUAACAUGCUAUAGCAGCUAUACAAUAUCAGGUUUAUGGAAACAUAUUUCAAAAUUGGUAAUUAGUGUGUUCUAUUCUCCUUGGAUAUUUCUUAUUCUAUUUUAGAAUUAUUAUUUUUCGUCCGCACUUUCAAGUAUUUAUGCGCCUGGGGUCUUUCAUUCUACAGCUGAACAAUUAUAUCUCAAAAUAGCUUGCGCUGCGCCCCCUAUAUUUGAUCCUUCUGCCCUCUUUUAAAUUCAACCUCUAAUUGACGUCUUCUCGUUGUUGUUGUAUAUACGUGCACCAAAUUAUACAAAAUGAAAUAUUGUGGAACAGGCAUAUUCAAAACUGUUUUUUGAAGUUAAAUAUCUAAUGUGAGAAGCCUAGAUAUAAGAAAUAUAGGUGUAAGGCGAUUGUUUUGAGGUGUCAAUGCAACUUACAGUACAUGGAUCUGGUUAGAACUUUGAUACUUCUUGCUUUGAUAUGCUGCUACGGUAGCUCAAUACCGAUGAAACAGAAGGAUUGGUCAUGUCACCAAAUGGGUACCACACACAUAUAGAUUGUUGCUUGCUCUCACGGUCCAUGUCAUCCUCGAUCCAUGUUGGUAUGCAUCCUCUCCCUUUCCUUUCCUCUCUACUAAGUUGUCUCUCCUUUUCCUUUAAUUAUUCAUGUGAUCUUUUUUGCUCUGAGAAGCCCUUCAUGAUGCACAGAAGGAUUCAGUUUCUGAAUUCUUAUCAACAGUUUUCAGUUGUCUAUUGCAAAAAUGUUCUAUGUAUAUCAUGUGAGUUAAAGGGUCAACCAAAUGAUCAUAUAUGUAUUUAUAUAGAAUCAUAUCUAUCUAUUGGCAGCCAUGUCUGAUGCAUACAUCUUUGCUGAUUAAAAAAAUAUGCACAAAGACCUACGUGAAAUAGCUCGAUAAACAAAAAAUACUGCUCGACCGAUUUCUUCCUCUUAUUCACUGUUCCAUUUUAUAACACAAAGCGCUCACAUGGGCUCUCUUGGGCGAGGCGUGUCGCCGCACCUCUUCCUGCUAGUCAGGAUUAAUUGUUGCUAUCUAGAGUAUUUAUUGAAAGAUGUGUGAUCAGAGAAAAUUAGCUCUAAUCCUAGCGUAAUUAUGGGGAGCACACUUGAAAGCAUCGAUGGUAAAGGAUGUUUAGUUUGAAAACCCCAAGAGAUGGGUGGUAAUUUGAGGAAGUAAAUCUGACGCUCCACUGACUUGAUCCAAGGGCCAUGCACCGGUGUCAUUCCUAGCGGUCUCCUAUAAAAGGGGUACGGCAUCCGGAUCUGACCCAAAUUGACUCCCCCCCCCCCCCAAAAUCAUCUCGGCCGGCCCUAUGGCGUCCCAAAGCAGCCCGGCCGGAGCGCCGCCCGGUUUCCCUAAACCUACGAACUACCUUCCCGCCGUCGAUCUUCCCCGUGCCCUCGGACGCUGCCGCAUGCUGCUGGACAGGCUGCUGCAACAUGAGGACGGGUGGGUGUUCGCCAAGCCGGUGGAUACAUACGAACUCGGCCUCCGCGACUACUACUCCAUCAUCGCCGAACCCAUGGAUCUCGGCACUGUCAGCCGCCGCCUUGAAUUGCGUCGCUACCCGAACCUGCUCUGCUUUCCCAAGGAUGUCCGGCGUACCUUCAGCAACGCCAUGACCUACAACAACAAGGGAGACGAUGUGUAUGAGAGUGCUGCUAAGCUCUCUCGCAUCUUCGAGUCAGGGUGGGCCUCCAUUUUGGCGGCGCUCCCGUCGCCGCCGCCGGUCGCCGUGCGCAGGGCAAGGCUCAAGGAUGAGUUUCCGCGGCUGCCGGUGGACUUGCAGGACAAAGCGGCCAUCAUUAUGAAAGACAUAGGCGGGUGGAUCCAGGAGGUGGAUGGGAGGGUUGAGGUGGAUUUGGACAAGGCCGACGAGGCGACUCUUGACAAGCUCGAGUGGCUGCUCGCUCUCGCCACCAUGAGGAAGGAGGCAGGAGCGCUGGAUAAUCAAAUUUGAUGUGGCGCUGCAUGAUUUUACCAGCGUCAAUUGUUUCUCGGUUCCAGAACGCUGUUGACUUAAACAUCGCUUCCCUCUUUUGCGAAUGAGUAUCAGCAUGAUUUCUAAGUGGCUGUAACAUCGCUAGCCUAGAUAUCCCUACUCUGGAUUUGUAUGAAUACCCCAGUGUCAGUGUGGUUGUAAUUUGGGGGUUUGUAGCUGGUCGGUUAUUCUGUCUGUUGUUAUAUUGGAAUUAGACUUUGAACCUGUGAUGAUACUGAAGAACUGCAAGGAUGUGUGGAAGUCAUGUUGUUCGAUUGUUCAUUAAAUAUAUGAUUUCGUGGGUGAAUUUUCUGCCAUGAA